Molecule: messenger RNA, 513 nt
Organism: Colletotrichum spaethianum
Lineage: Eukaryota; Fungi; Ascomycota; Sordariomycetes; Glomerellales; Glomerellaceae
Exons: 1
Coding region: 1-513 (170 amino acids)
Source: RefSeq, a predicted model, not a curated record
AUGGACCCCGUGACGCAGCAGGACAGCCCUCUGUCCAUCGCAGCUAACGUUGCCGGCAUUCUCACUUUCGUCGUCGCAAUUGUUGCAGCUGUCUAUGUCAGAAUCACAUACCUGCGCAACAGUGACGAUGAAUACUUCCGGGUCAAAGCCUCUCUAUCCUGGUUCAAGACGGAGUCCACAUGGCUUUCAGAUCUGAUCAAGACCGCCGGCGAGAGGCCCGGGGGCCCGCGUCAGCGCCAGCCAGAGUACCAAAUGUAUGCCUUCGUCAUGGACGACCUGAUCAAGCUGGAACAGCGCAUCUUGGAGCUCCUAGCUGAAGCCGAGACAAAAGCCGCCGGCCAGGACACCGAGAACCAGGGCAGAUGGACCCUCGUGCCGAAGAGCUGGAGCUUCACAACCAACGUCGCCAUGGCAUGGUUGCCUGUCCGUUCCAAAACAUUAGAACUAGUUCGGCAGAGAGAAUCUCUGACAGCGCGGGUUCAGUUCACGCAAAUGAGCAUGAUAUCCUCGUAG